This is a messenger RNA of Procambarus clarkii (red swamp crayfish), 3986 nucleotides long. Lineage: Eukaryota; Metazoa; Arthropoda; Malacostraca; Decapoda; Cambaridae. The record is from RefSeq and is a predicted model, not a curated record.
AUGAUCUUCGAAACAGAGCAGACCCAGGAAGCAGUGAAGAACGGUUUCAAGUGCUUUAGAAUCUCUUACCCAAACCAGAUCGCCACGGAGUCUACAACGCGAGAAUGCUUCAGCUAUGAGCACUUCAAGUAUCCAGAACAAUCUGCUAAGUGCAACUCGUGCUCCAGUACUGUGAACUACAAUGACUGUACCAACACCAAGGCGUCAGUGGUGCUAGCCUCCAGACAACACACCUGUAUUCACCCCAUCGUCAGCAAGUCCAAGGACAAGAAUGAGGGCUGUCGGGAGCUUCUUGACCCCCAUGCGGAUAAACGUGAGGAUUUCCUCGAAGAGUCUGAUGGUCAAAAUGAACAAGCCUCAGGAUGCAGGUACUACCAUGGAGUCAAUAAAAUCAAGACCCACGACCAGUUGGCUAGUUAUGGAAUGAGUCCCGCCUGGGAUAUUGAAGACUUGGUGACGCUGGGAAAAAAGAUCAAAGCUUGUCCCUAUUUUGCUGCCAGGUCACUGAUGGCUACAGCUGAGGUCAUCAUCUGCCCGUACAACUACCUCAUUGAUCCCUGCAUAAGGGAGUCGAUGGAGAUCAACCUGAAUGACCAAGUUAUCGUGCUGGACGAAGCCCACAACAUUGAGGACAGCGCCAGGGAGGCGGCCUCGUGCACACUUACCAAGGACGAGAUAGAUGAAGCCAUCAGCGAUUUUAAAAGGAUGAUCAAAUAUGAAGCCCAUAUUCAUGAGUGCACUGAACUGUCUGUCAUGUUGAGUGCUUUGAGUGAUUGGGUGGCCUCACAAUCGGAUAAACUCACGGACUAUAAGGAGUUUGACCGCUCAGGCAAAAUUUUCAAAGGCACAGAGAUGGUAGCAAUCCUUGAAAAUCUUGACAUUGGAUACAAUAAAUAUGAUAUGUUUAAGGACUGUCUGGCUAAACUAAUGGAAGAUGUUGACCUAGAACAUCCAGACCCAGAAAACAAAUUUGGGGCCCGGAUCAACUCUACAACAUCUACAUUACUGAAAAAUCUUUUUCUUAUGUACCAUUUCAUGUUUAUGGAUAACAUGAAAUACCGUGAUGAUUAUCGAAUUGCACUAGUGAAAGCUCAGACUAGGAAAAAAGGUAGUAUGACUGUAGGUGGCUGGUUUGGCAGAGGAAAAUCUACAGUGGAAUGGGUAUACUCUAUUAACUUUUGGUGCCUUAACCCUGGUGUAGCGUUUAAUUCUGUUGGCUCCAGUACUCGUUCCAUCAUCUUGACAUCAGGAACUCUGUCUCCGAUGAAUUCCUUCCAGUCUGAAUUAUCUGUCCCCUUUAAAAUACAACUGGAGGCAAAUCAUGUCGUUGACAAGAACCAGGUGUGGGUUGGAACAGUAGGCAGAGGACCGACAGAUCAGUUGCUGCAAGCAACAUAUCGUCAUACUGAAACUUGGGAAUUCCAGGAUGAACUAGGACGUUUGGUAUUGGCUGUUUGCAAGGCUGUGCCACGAGGAAUACUCUGCUUCCUCCCUUCCUAUGCCAUGCUCAACAAAUUAGUUGAUAGAUGGCAGGUUACAGGGAUAUGGAAUGAACUGAAUGAAGUAAAAGUGGUCAUUACUGAACCACGAAAUAAUGAACAGUUUGAGGAAGCCAUUACACUCUUUUAUGAUACAAUUAAAAACACUGGAACAGAGAAUUGUGAAGGGAUUAAUGGAGCUUUCUUCAUGGCAGUGUGUCGUGGGAAAGUUAGCGAGGGUUUAGACUUUACUGAUGAUAAUGCCCGGGCUGUUAUUGCUGUUGGAAUACCAUAUCCAAAUGUAAAAGAUAUUCAGGUUGACUUAAAAAGGCAAUACAAUAAUGAGCAUUACAGAUCACGUGGCUUGCUGACUGGGGGUGAUUGGUAUGAAAUUCAGGCAUAUCGAGCAAUUAAUCAAGCAUUGGGAAGAUGCAUUCGCCAUCGUUUUGACUGGGGUGCACUCAUAUUGGUUGAUGAAAGAUACCAACGAGGCAGUUUGUCUAAUGGAUUGCAACAAAAUAAAUAUACCCGUGGCUUGUCCAAGUGGGUGAGGAAUAAAAUUGUUCACCAUCAGAAUUUUUCAGAAGCCCUGUCCAAGCUCAAUGAGUUUGCAGAAAGUAUGACUGCUCAUCCUCCAGUGAAUCCUGAAAGCUUGGAUGAAACAGUGCCUGCAUUGAAAGAGAUGGAUAUAUCUGAACGUCCUCAAACCAGUCCAUGUGCUUCAGUAGAUUGUUCACCAAGAAAGCUUAACUGGGCUAAUAAAUCUUGUAAUCAAAGUCCUAGACAACUUGAGUCAAGUUUAACUCAUACAAACCGUCUUUUAGCUAACCAUGCAGGUGCUAGUAUUUUUUCUGUGCCUAGUAAUAUAAAUGAAAUUAACAUUGCCUCGAAAGACAAAAGUAUAAAUAAUAAGAACAUUGCCUUGCAAGACAGCACUGACCCGUGCAUAGGUGCAAAUUUUAGUUCUAAUAUGUUUAAUGAUCCAGAAACUCAGCUUUUUGAAGACUUCAUGGAUAAGGAAGAUCUUAUAUUACCAUCAGGCAGACUUCCUUUCACAUCAACCCAGCUAUUAGACUCGAGAAAAACGGUGUCAUCUCAGGCGUCUGAUUUUGUUAGUGCCUUAACCCUUACUAAACUAGACAAUUCAAAUCCAUCUAAAAGAAGAAAAUCCUCAUCAUUAGGAGACAAAAUAAAAACAAAUAAAAAGAAAGGGAAAAGCUUAAUGGAUUCUGAAACCCCCAAAACCUUUACGGAUGGUGGCUACAAGUUUCAGUAUAUAGAUGCCAGUGCUAAGUGUAGUGUCUCACCGUUAAAGAUGCUUAUUGAAAAUGAAAUAAAAGAAAAGAGUCCAUUAAAUUCUGGAAUACUGAAUAGUGAUAAUAAAAAGAACCAGUCCAAUGCUGUGAACAUUUCUUCAGCAAAGAAAAGCUUAUUAUUUGGGACAACACAAUGUGGUGAUAAAGUUGAUGAUGAGGCAUCAGUUAAUCAUCAAAAAACCUAUUCCCCACAACUCUUCGACUCGGAAGAUGAUCAGCAUGUUAUGUCCCCUUUGAAGCCUUUAUUAAAUGUUGUUGAAGCUACAAUACAUGAUAAAGACCUAUCUUUCAUGCAAGACAAACACAGUCCAGCAAGUAAAAUGAGGACUAAGGAUUUCAAUUCUCCUGGAAAUCUCGGAUAUAAAUCAAAACCAGAUGGAAAUGUAACACUAACUACCAGUCAGACAAGCACUGAAAUCAGCAAAGAAAAUAGUGGAUUAUGUAAAACAAGAAAGAGACCGCUACUUAGCCCAAACAUAUCAAAUUUUUGGUCUUCAGGUAUUUUAGAUGAUGAUUCUGAUUUGGAAGACUUCAAUUUGAAUAAGAGUUUCAACAGGAGAGAAGCAAGAAAAAGCAGUACUAAAACAGCAGCAAGAACCAAAGGUGUACAAUUUUCUGAAUUUGAUGAAUAAAUGAUUUGAUCUUUCAGUAUAUGAUUGUUAGCAUAUACUUUUUAUAUUAACAUUUAACUUUGAAACAUACAAACUGUGUAUACAGUUAAAUAAAACACAGAAGUAUUUUAUAAAGUAAGGUAUCCAUUAAGAAAUAAAAAUGCUUUACAGGUUAAGUUGUAUUUCCUUGAGGCAAAGUCAACAGGUACUACUGUAAUCAAAUAAUUAUCAUUUAAAAUUAUUUGCAGUAAAUGACAUCAAAUAAAAAAAUGACACCAUUGCUGCAUUCAUUAAAUACAGGCAUUAUUAUAUGUUUUCUUGUUUUACUUUAAUGUCAGUGUGCAUAAUUUUGCAAACACAAAACACCACAAACAUAACUCAACAACUGUAGCGAUAAAUAGGCAUGACAAAGAUGAAUUCCGGAAACCAGCAACUUCAAGAACAAGAGGUCACAGACUCGAGCUAAGGAAACAAAUGUGCCAAAAAAAUAGUAGAAAGUUUUCUUUUGCAGAGUGGUAGACAUUUGGAACAAGUUAAGUGAGGUGGUGGUGAUGGAGGCCAAAACAGUCAGUAGUUUCAAA